CAAGACGCUCGAAUGCAUCCGCUGGAAACGCAACCAAUUUGCUUCCUAGCCUCCGUUUACUCCCGCCACACUCCGAAAAGGAUGCUCGCGACCGUAGAAGGAAAGCUCUGACGUGUCAGGCUACCACGUCGCCGGUUGCCAUCAUCUGGGAAUCGCCGCCUGUUCUACAACAGCGAGAAAAUGAAGUCCUUCGCAUUGACGAUCACUGCUCUUUGCGCGCUUUCAUCGACUGUCGUCAAUGCAGCAGCGCUCAUGAAACGAACCUACCUCGAAAAUAGCUCCUGCAAGAUGCUUUGUACUGUGCCGAGCUCGCCAAACUUCCUCCUCACCUUCAACGCUCACUGGACCUCGGUCAACAACAUUGCGCGCUUUACAUACAUCGAUGGGUUCACUCCUGCGCCUGGCUCGUGGACGGGCGUGAAUGGUCCCCUUCCUGGCGAAGCUGGCGUUUACUACACCAAAGUCAAUGUGGGAGACGCAAACGGUCAAUGGCAAUUCACCUUUAGACUCGUCUACCGUCCUGCACACGACACUCUCCUGUUCGAGCUUAUGUCAGACUCAAAAGUCGGACCGAAUAUCGUGACCGAUUGCGGUCUCGUUUGCAACAAUAUGGAUAUCAAUAAGUACGUCGAGGGCGCAGCAGUGCCCUGAGCUGGACUCAAUGCAUGC
This is a messenger RNA of Mixia osmundae IAM 14324, 669 nucleotides long. RefSeq lists its product as uncharacterized. Lineage: Eukaryota; Fungi; Basidiomycota; Mixiomycetes; Mixiales; Mixiaceae. Bases 181 to 651 code for a protein of 156 amino acids. The record is from RefSeq and is a predicted model, not a curated record. The transcript has 4 exons.